AUGAGCGCGCCACCCUCUGGUCUGCCCAACGGCCAGGCCCAGGACCAGAAACCCAACCCGACCGGGCAGCAGCCGCGACCGCCCCCUAUCAAGCGACGAGCCAAAGGCGAUCCUCUCGUCGCGCGUAGACGACCGCAGCCCAAACCCAAUGCUCCGCGGCCGCAAGGUGCGGGCGCCGCUUCCUCGAGUCGCGCGACACCUCCCUCUGCGGCGCUGAGGCCCGAGGUCCACACCGCUGGCCUCCUGGCUCGCAUCACAAACAACCGAACCAAAACGGCGGCGAACGGGGGUUGGACGGAGCCGCUGCCGCCAGGCGGUCGCGAGUGGAAGAUUGUCACGACCAAGCGUGCCCUGAUGGAAGGCACCCGUCACCACGUCAUGAGGUUCUCGUCAUCUCGCAUCGAGAAGGAGAAGCUACACAUUGAUCCCACGGACCAAAACGAUUUCACGCGACCUGUGACCCUUCAGCGUCGCGACCCAAGACAGCCCGCUGCUGGACGAGAGGUGAAGCCCGAGGAGGAAGAGCCCGAACCUGAGCCCAACCCAGAGGACGAGAAAGAGGCCGAGAGGAUUGCGCAGCUCAAGGCCGAGAAGGAUGCCUGGAAGGCCAUGGAGGCUGCCAAGAGUGCGCCGGCGAUCAAGGACCCCAAUGCCAGUACGCGUACCAAGCAGCCGAAGCAGGAGGACCGCGGUGUGCAGUUUCACCGCGCACCCCGGUCGGAGAAGGAACGCAAGCAGCAAUCGCUGCGUUAUGAGGAAGCGCUGCCCUGGCACAUUGAGGACGCCGACGGAAAGCACGUGUGGGUUGGUUCAUACGUCGCCCCUCUGUCGGAGACGACAGUUUGUCUCGUGGCCACGACAGACGGCAAGUUUGCCAUGACCCCGCUUGAGAAAUGGUAUAAAUUCCAGCCCAAGCCGAAUUUCACCACGAUGAGAAUCGAAGAGGCCGAGGCCUUGAUGAAGCAGCAAUCAGGCGUGUCUCGGUGGCACAUGCAGGCGCAAGAGAAGAAGGCAGGACAGAAAGACCUCGAGGAUUGGAGAAAGUUCAAGAACGGACCGUCGCGUAUCAAGACGGAGAGUUCGACAUUCAGGGGCGUAUCCAAGUCGGAAAAGAUGGACCAUGACGAAAUUGAUUUCGAGGGCGAUGAAUUCCAAGACGACGACGAGGCGCCCAACUUUGAGCCCGACAACGACGAAGAUCAGAAGGAGUCGGCCGAGCGCAUCAAGCGCGAGCAGCUCGGCGCCAACGUGUUCGGAGAGGGCGACGAGGGUAAGGUGGACCAGGAAGAGCUCGAGACCCGGCUUCUCGAGGAGAGCAGGAAGAGGGAAGGCAAGACCAUCAACAAAGCAUUGGUCAAGCGAGAAAAGGAAACCAUCUACAAGAAGGACUCGGACGAUGAAGACGGCAACCGUUACUUCGGUCCCUCAGAUGAAGAGGAUUCGGAUGACGAGAGCAAGGACGGAGAGGAUGAGGCUAAGAAGGACGAAGACAAGGCCUCUAGCCAGGAUCCUUCUGCGCAGAGUCAGGACGCCAAUGGUGCCAAGGACAAGGACGCAAACUCGAAGGGCACACUGACGCCUUCUGGCAAGCAGAAGGAAGCCGAUGCUGCCCGAAAGGGCAAGUCACUGAAGCGUCCUGGCUCGCCGAACCUAUCGGAAUCUAGUGAAACAGAGUCGACGCUGAGGAAGAAGAAGCUCAAGAAGAACGGAAGCUCUGUCCAGGUAAGCCGCUCAGGGACACCUCUGCCAUCGGGCCACAAACACAAGGUUGGAAUGAGCUCGAUGAGCGACGGCGAAGCCACCGGUGGAGAGAUGUCCGAUGGCCAGCAGAGGAAGAAGAAGAUCAAACUUCUUGGUACGGGCGCCAGGAGCACGCCCACUGGCUCGCGUGCUGGCAGCCCAGCCCCUGCAGGCGCAGCAGGCAGUACGUUAAGACCUCUUGAAGAAAGUAUGGACCAAGCUGACAAGACAACGCAGGUGCAUCGCCGACGAGCCCGAAUCCGCGUGCCGGCUCACCCUCCCGAUCCGGGCCCAUUGAACCCUGGGAGGUCUUCGCAGCGCUGCCGCCGCAGGGCAUAUCGUCAAAAGAACUCAACAGACGCUUCAACGAACGCAUUGGUGAUGGACCAGGCCAGACAUCCAAAGCUGGAUGGAUCAACAUCGUGA
Messenger RNA from Verticillium alfalfae VaMs.102, 2166 nucleotides. Its product is annotated as transcription initiation factor IIF subunit alpha. NCBI's taxonomy places the organism in Eukaryota, Fungi, Ascomycota, Sordariomycetes, Glomerellales, Plectosphaerellaceae. The transcript is spliced from 2 exons. Gene Ontology annotation, biological process: positive regulation of transcription elongation by RNA polymerase II; transcription initiation at RNA polymerase II promoter. Gene Ontology annotation, molecular function: TFIIF-class transcription factor complex binding; DNA binding; RNA polymerase II general transcription initiation factor activity. Bases 1 to 2166 code for a protein of 721 amino acids. Gene Ontology annotation, cellular component: nucleus; transcription factor TFIIF complex. The record is from RefSeq and is a predicted model, not a curated record.